AUGGAGAUGCGUGGGGAGGAGACCUGGCGAGCAGCGGCGGUCGAACAAGGUCGUGAAGUGGGCGGCAGCUUGCCCAAAUCCGGCCAUGCCAACCGCGCGCCGGGGGCGGGUUUGGGGACCUAUCUAAUUAUCCACUUUGAUAAUGCAAUGGCAGAGUACACGUUAUCCUCUCGGAUCUUCGGCAUGCUGAAAAAGGAAGGAAAAUGUGUUGAUGAAUUACUCAUUGCUGGGACGAGAUAUCACAAUCUGAAUCACAGCGAAGAACCGCCGAGUCGAAUUGAUCCAAAGCGUCAGACGGAGCUACGCCGCUCGUUCCAUAGCGCACCGACGGCGCGCGCGAACGUUGAUGGUGGUGGUCGGGACAAGAAAUACGCCUCAAGUCUUGUUUGCGCCGGCAGGCUGCUGUCCCGCGUCGCUGGAUUGGAACCAAGACUUUUCACCAAGGGCGAUCAGCCAGCGCCAAGUGACGUGAUGUCUCCCCCGGCUGGGCGUCUGGGCUCUGCCAAGAAGGAACCUGAAGAGCUGGCCAAGUCGGGCCUGGCGGCAGGGUUUACUGAGGUACCUUACCCAACGGCAUCCAAAGUUGCGGUCCGGCUGACUGCUCGCGUGUUCUUGGCUCUUCUCACUGUGAGACAGACUGCAGUGAUGCACUGCCUGACUACCUACCUAGGCUACGGAUGA
Molecule: messenger RNA, 681 nt
Organism: Colletotrichum paranaense
Lineage: Eukaryota; Fungi; Ascomycota; Sordariomycetes; Glomerellales; Glomerellaceae
Exons: 3
Coding region: 1-681 (226 amino acids)
Source: RefSeq, a predicted model, not a curated record